Asparagus officinalis (garden asparagus) is the source of this 3357-nucleotide messenger RNA. RefSeq names its product putative disease resistance protein RGA3. The transcript has 3 exons. Lineage: Eukaryota; Viridiplantae; Streptophyta; Magnoliopsida; Asparagales; Asparagaceae. Gene Ontology annotation, molecular function: ADP binding. The coding region runs from base 82 to 2976 and encodes 964 amino acids. The record is from RefSeq and is a predicted model, not a curated record. Gene Ontology annotation, biological process: defense response to other organism.
UAUAAUGACGAGAGCUUAACUAAUUCCUUCGAUCGCAGACUCUGGGUGUGCAUCUCCACUCCUUUCAAUGCCAAAAAGGUCAUGGCAGAUUUGAUAGAACACGCCACGAAAAAGAGACCUGAAGUUGGGGGACUUCCCGAAUUGCAGGAUGCUCUUAAAGAUCUGGUGUCAUCGGGGAAAUUUCUCCUUGUCUUGGAUGACGCAUGGAAUGAUGACAAUCGUUCUGAGUGGGAUAAAUUGUUUGCUCCUUUGAGGAGCGGCCAUAAAGAAAGUAAAAUCUUGUUAACUACUAGAAUUGUGACAGUUGCAAAAAUGGCUGCAUCGGCUUUGGGGGGGUCAAUAAAUGAGCCAAUGAUAUUGAAACCUUUAGAUGAUGACAACUUCCUAUCACUUUUCAACCAAUAUGCAUUUGCUGGUGUAGACUCUUGUGAUUAUAGGAAGUUGGAAUCCAUUGGCCAGAAAAUAGCAAAAAGGCUUGGGGGCUUACCAUUGGCUGCAAAGACGACUGGGGCGUUAUUGAAUUCUAAGUUGGAUGAUAAUCAUUGGACCGGAGUUUUGCAAGCGAACAAUAUAUCCGAUCAAGCACAACAGAGGGAUGGUGUGAUGGCGGUUUUGAUGUUAAGCUAUCACCAUUUACCAAUGCACUUAAGACCCUGUUUUGCUUAUUGCAGCAUCUUUCCUCAAGAUUAUAGGUUUGACAAAGAUGAUCUAGUAUUCAUGUGGAUGGCUCUCGGCUUCGUUCAACAAUCUUCCCAAUAUCCAAACGAGACACUGGAGGACACUGGAAGGGGCUACUUUGACGGUUUAGUGAAACUAUCAUUUCUCGAACUUCAAUACGGAACUAUCUACAACAUGCAUGAUCUUUUGCACGAUCUAGCACGUAAAGUAUCUCAUGAUGAUUGCUUUAGAUUUGUCAGAGGCAUGACUACAAUUGACCAGAUCCCUAAUAUGGUACGUCAUCUGUAUUUUGAAACCGACAAACUUGACCUUCUUAAAGAUGUGGGCAAACGGAAGAAACUCCGCACGCUUGUGUUAGUCUUCAGAGGAUAUGUUAAUGAGCAUGCCAAGGAUUUUGAAGAAGCGUUCAAGUCACUGGAAAGCAUUCGGGUGCUGCGCCUAGAUGUUGACGGCAUGAACGCUUUGCCAGAUGCAAUUGGUAACCUGAGGCAUAUCAGAUAUUUGUCGAUUCGUCAUGUUAUUUCUCGGUUACCAAGUUCAUUCUGUAGGCUCUGCCACCUGCAGGUCCUUUAUUUGAGACACCUAAUACCAUGGGAAUUUUACUAUGAAAAAAUCGAGGGGAUUGGGACAUUAACUUCACUUCAACGUUUGUCGUUCGCUGCUAAUGUUUAUAAAUUGAGCGAAUUGAAGGAGAUGAGAGAUUUGCGAGAGCUGAAGAUCUGUGGCCUUGAGAAUCGCAAACAUCACGAGGAAGUCAGUACGAUCGAGUUGCAUUGUAAAAAAAACCUCCUCAUGUUAGAGCUGGUUUGGUCUGAUGACAGUGAUGUAGCGGAUGAGUAUGAACUGAUGCUUGAUCGCCUGCAGCCACCUGAUAGCCUCAGGGAACUAACAAUAGACGGAUACCAAGGCGCCAGGUCUCCAUGUUGGAUGGAACCAGACCUAUUAAAAAAUCUGGAGCACGUAAGGCUUGAAUAUGGCAUGGCAUGGAAGCACCUUCCUUCUCUCGGGAAGCUCCCAUACCUCAUGCAUUUGAGAUUGUCGGCACUGCCAGCUCUUCGGCAAAUUAACUGUGAAGGUGGCUUUCAACAACUAAAGUACUUAUCUAUUUAUGGUUGUGGGCGAUGGGAGGAGUGGUGUGGAUUAGAAGCAGAGGCGGUACCCUGGUGUCCUCUCCUCAAAGAACUUGUUAUCGAGAAUUGUCGCAAACUGAAGGCGCUGCCCCCUCUGCCCCUCGGUCUCCAAAAAUUGGUGCUGAAAGGCGUGGGAUUGUCUGAUUCCCCGACGUUCUGGGUGGGCAGCAACUGCGGUGGUAGCGGCUGCGGUACUACGUCCUCCCCCUCCCUCUCUAAAUUGAUAAUUGAAAGGUGUGGAGAGCUGACAUCCGUGUCUGGCUUGUUCCGACAUCAUCUCACGUCUCUCACGGGGUUGUGGAUUAGAUUUUGCCCUAAGCUGAGGAUGUCUCCAGACACAGUUACCCCAGUUGAUUGUUUCUCUCUCCCAUCACUCCGGAUACUUUGGCUUGUUGAUUGUGGUGGACCGGACGGUCUCACUCUUACUUCCCUUUCAUUCCUUGGACUAGAAGGAGCUAACCACAUAACCGCCUUUCCCUCCGAAGGGGAGUUUACUUCGCUGAGGGAGUUGGAACUGGCAGGGUGUGGUGAGCUGGCAUCAAUUGAGCGUCUAAAGGCUCUUCCCCACCUUAAAAAGCUAACCAUCAGGGAGUGCCCCAAGCUUGUGCGAGCAGCUGCGGAAACAACUUCAGCAUCAAUCGAGCCGGAAGAGGAGCAGGGGUUCACAUCGACUGUUGAAGAACUUGAAAUCGAUGACCCGUUCCUGCUCCACAUAGAGCCAUUGAGAAAACUCACAUCUGUCGUACGGCUAGCAAUACGAGAUUGUAGUCAUCUGGAGGCUGCUCUCGCAGAGUCAUGGUUGUUGCAGAAUUCAACUUCACUUCAAUAUCUCAAUCUGUGGCGUAAUGUAAAGUGCUUGCCUUCUAGCCUCCAAACUCUCUCUUCCCUCGAGUACUUGACACUUCGUGAAGCUCGUGAGCUCCAAUCGCUGCCACAACUUCCUCUGUCCCUGCGAAGCCUGGAGAUCCAGUCCUGCAACGAGGCGCUGAAGGAGCGAUGCCGGGAGAAUGAAGGUGCUGAUUGGCCCAACAUCCAACACAUCCCUCACAUCAAAACAAUAACAAGACUGAAAAUCAAAGAUAGAAGGAAGGAGCAAAAGCAGAAGGGGGGGAAAAAUCGAGCCGCAAGUUUUGAAGGGAGAACAGCCUGUGGUUUUCGAGAAAAGUAAAGAAGUUAAACAAGGUUGGAGCUUUCUUGAGACACGGAGCAGCUGCAGGGUUGUUGCAGGGUUGUUGCAGGGUCUUGUGCCUCAGUAUAUUAACUCAUCAGUCAGAUUGACGAGCUCAGAGGCAUCACUACACAGUCUGAUUCAAGAGAGGAUAAAGGGUAUGAUGAAUAUAACUCAGUGGAAACAUAUAGAGCAAAUGAUAUACAGAAGGAGUAAUUUGUAUUUUUUUAGUUUCUUGCAGUCUUUAUCUAUGUGUUUCAGCAUAAAAUGUGUAUUAAUAUUUUGUUAUGGAUACAUUGUCUCAGGUUCAAAGGUCAUGAUAUGUUGGCACUAUUUUUUGUUAUGUAUUAAUUUUGCAAAUGUGUGAGGUCUGUACUUUUA